CAGAGCCCCGGGUCGCUGGGCUCGCAGAGGGUGUCUGGAGUUGUUUGCCCUCCGUGAACUUGUUGACAUUCUCCGUCUCCCACAUUUCUCACCUGGGAGUUUCGGGCUCGUGCUGAGGCUGCGUGGCAUCCUCUGUCCACACUGACACGCAGGCCCUUUUCCUCUCCCCAGCCAUGGAUUUCCCUCAGCACAGCCAGCACGUCUUGGAGCAGCUGAACCAGCAGCGGCAGCAGGGGCUUUUGUGUGACUGCACUUUUGUGGUGGACGGUGUUGAUUUUAAGGCCCAUAAAGCAGUGCUGGCCGCCUGCAGCGAGUACUUCAAGAUGCUCUUCGUGGACCAGAAGGAUGUGGUGCAACUGGACAUCAGUAACGCAGCAGAUGCAGAAACUGAGACCCAAAGAGUUCAGGUGACUGGCCUGGAGGUCAGCGAGAGAGUUUGUGGCAGAGCGCCGAUGAAAGUCCUUACUAUCACUUUGGUUGGAUUGCCUUCCGGCGGCCUGGGGCAGGUACUGGAGUUUAUUUACACGGCCAAGCUCAGCCUGAGCUCUGAGAAUGUGGACGAUGUGCUGGCCGUGGCCAGCUUCCUGCAGAUGCAGGACAUCAUCACGGCCUGCCAUGCCCUCAAGUCACUCGCCGAGCCGGCCACCAGCCCUGGGGAGAAUAUGGAGGCCUUGGCCAUGGAAGGAGGGGACAGGAGAGCCAAAGAGAAGGCUGCGGCCACCACGCUGAGUGAGCUGAACCCUGCUGGAGGCAGUCCACCCAGGGGCCCAGGCAGGGAGCCCAAGGAGGAGCGAGGCGGUCAGGCAGAGAGUGCGGCCAGCGGUGCAGAGCAGACGGAGAAGGCCGAUGCCCCCCGGGAGCCACCGCCAGUAGAGCCCAAGCCCGACCCCACCGGUGGCAUGGCUGCUGCUGAAGCCGAGGCCGCCUUGUCGGAGAGCUCAGAGCAAGAAAUGCAGGUGGAGCCAGCCAGGAAAGGAGAAGAGGGCGAGGAGGACGCCAUGCCUUCUGGGGUCAAGGAAGAAGGGCCGCAGCUGGACAAGGGGGAUGCCCCCGAGGAGAGUGAGGAGUCGGCCAGCACGGACUCGGGCCAGGAGCUGGGCGCAGAGGCCCGGGGCCUGCGCCCAAGCACCUAUGGCGACCGUACCGAGUCCAAGGCCUAUGGCUCCAUCAUCCACAAGUGCGAGGACUGUGGGAAGGAGUUCACACACACGGGGAACUUCAAGCGGCACAUCCGCAUCCACACAGGCGAGAAGCCCUUCUCGUGCCGGGAGUGCAGCAAGGCCUUCUCUGAUCCAGCCGCCUGCAAGGCCCACGAGAAGACGCACAGCCCGCUGAAGCCCUACGGCUGCGAGGAGUGCGGCAAGAGCUACUGCGAGGACUGCGGCAAGCUCUUCACCACGUCCGGCAACCUCAAGCGGCACCAGCUGGUGCACAGCGGCGAGAAGCCCUACCAGUGCGACUACUGCGGCCGCUCCUUCUCUGACCCCACCUCCAAGAUGCGCCACCUGGAGACUCAUGACACUGACAAGGAGCACAAGUGCCCUCAUUGUGACAAGAAGUUCAACCAGGUGGGGAACCUGAAGGCCCACCUGAAGAUCCACAUCGCGGACGGGCCCCUCAAGUGCCGAGAGUGUGGGAAGCAGUUUACCACCUCAGGGAACCUAAAGCGGCACCUUCGGAUCCACAGCGGGGAGAAACCCUACGUGUGCAACCACUGCCAGCGGCAGUUCGCUGACCCCGGCGCUCUGCAGCGGCAUGUCCGCAUCCACACGGGCGAGAAGCCAUGCCAGUGCGUGAUGUGCGGCAAAGCCUUCACCCAGGCCAGCUCCCUCAUCGCCCACGUGCGCCAGCACACUGGGGAGAAGCCCUACGUCUGCGAGCGCUGCGGCAAGAGAUUUGUCCAGUCCAGCCAGUUGGCCAAUCACAUUCGCCACCAUGACAACAUCCGCCCCCACAAGUGCAGCGUUUGCAGCAAGGCCUUUGUGAACGUGGGGGACCUAUCCAAGCACAUCAUCAUCCACACUGGAGAGAAGCCUUACCUCUGUGACAAGUGCGGUCGCGGCUUCAACCGCGUGGACAACCUUCGUUCCCAUGUGAAGACCGUGCACCAGGGCAAGGCAGGCAUCAAAAUCCUGGAGCCAGAGGAGGGUGGUGAGGUCAGCGUAGUCACUGUGGAUGACAUGGUUACGCUGGCCACCGAGGCACUGGCGGCAACAGCCGUCACUCAGCUCACAGUGGUACCAGUGGGGGCUGCAGUGACUGCUGACGAGACGGAAGUGCUUAAAGCCGAGAUCAGCAAAGCUGUGAAGCAAGUACAGGAAGAAGACCCCAACACUCAUAUCCUCUAUGCCUGUGACUCCUGUGGGGACAAGUUCCUGGAUGCCAACAGCCUGGCCCAGCAUGUGCGGAUCCACACUGCACAGGCACUGGUUAUGUUCCAGACGGAUGCGGACUUCUAUCAGCAGUACGGGUCAGGCAGCACGUGGCCAGCCGGGCAGGUGUUGCAGACUGGGGAACUGGUCUUCCGCCCUCGGGAUGGGGCUGACAGCCAGCCUGCUCUGGCAGAGACACCCCACACAGCCCCAGAAUGUCCACCGCCUGCCGAGUGAGCAGGCAUCCCUCCUCCUGACUGUUUAUUUAAGGAUGGGCGGCCCCAUUCCCUAGAGAGAAUAAAUCUGAUUAUUUUCUAA
Myotis davidii is the source of this 2690-nucleotide messenger RNA. RefSeq names its product zinc finger and BTB domain containing 17 (gene ZBTB17). The record is from RefSeq and is a predicted model, not a curated record. The transcript is spliced from 16 exons. Lineage: Eukaryota; Metazoa; Chordata; Mammalia; Chiroptera; Vespertilionidae. Gene Ontology annotation, cellular component: nucleus. The coding region runs from base 174 to 2609 and encodes 811 amino acids. Gene Ontology annotation, biological process: regulation of transcription by RNA polymerase II. Gene Ontology annotation, molecular function: DNA-binding transcription activator activity, RNA polymerase II-specific; protein binding; RNA polymerase II cis-regulatory region sequence-specific DNA binding.